This is a messenger RNA of Silurus meridionalis, 1939 nucleotides long. RefSeq names its product sphingomyelin phosphodiesterase acid like 3B (gene smpdl3b). Gene Ontology annotation, biological process: sphingomyelin catabolic process. NCBI's taxonomy places the organism in Eukaryota, Metazoa, Chordata, Actinopteri, Siluriformes, Siluridae. The transcript is spliced from 8 exons. Gene Ontology annotation, molecular function: sphingomyelin phosphodiesterase activity. The record is from RefSeq and is a predicted model, not a curated record. The coding region runs from base 228 to 1604 and encodes 458 amino acids.
CGUCCAAGAAUAAUCACAAACAGGUUUUGGUUUAGAUUAGAAAUCUUCUGAUAUUUGUGUUACAAGGGGUGAGCCAAUAAUCUGAGUCGUUUUUUUUUUUUCUCCAGCUGCUCUAUCUUAUCUGCCAUUUUACUGUCAGUUGGCAUGUGCAUGCCUUUGCUGCUGGAUAAUAUUUAAUAGUUGGGCCAACUACUUUCCCCUUCAGCUAUAACUAUAGAAAACUCACUAUGGACUGCAUGCUGAAAGUUCUUAUUCUUGCUAUUUUAAGUGGCAAUUGUCAUGGCAAGCUGUUAACAGGUAGUUUUUGGCAUAUCACAGACCUCCACUGGGACCCUACAUAUAGAUUAGUUGAUGGAAACUCAGGAUCAGUUUGUAAUUCAAGUGGAAAUCGUCCGACCACACAUGCGGGUACAUUUGGAGACUAUGUUUGUGAUUCACCAUGGGACCUCAUCAGUUCCUCUGUGCAUGCCAUGAAGAAUAUCCUGCCUGAACCAGACUUCAUUCUUUGGACUGGAGAUGAUACACCUCAUGUUCCUAAUGAAAAUCUGGGAGAAGAGGCAGUACUGAGAAUCAUUGGAAAUCUCACCAACAUCAUAAAAACACUGUUUCCUAGUAUAAACAAAGUCUACUCAGCCCUAGGCAAUCAUGAUUACCAUCCAAAGAGUCAGUUGCCACCAACAGAAAACAACAUGUAUGAGCAAAUACAAAAGCUUUGGGAAGACUGGCUGGAUCCAGCAUCGAGGAAUACUUUUAAAAAAGGUGGAUAUUAUACAGAAAAGCUGCUAAACCAAACUGGUUUAAGAGUUCUAGUCCUAAAUACUAAUCUGUAUUAUGACCAGAACAAAAUCACAGAAAACAUGAAAGAUCCUGCAGACCAGUUUAAAUGGGCUGACCAAGUGCUCAGUGAAGCUUCCAAAAACAAUGAAAAGGUGUACAUUGUCGGUCAUGUUCCUCCUGGUUUUUUUGAGAAGAAGCGACAUAAGCCAUGGUUUAGGUCCGAGUUCAACAAUCAAUAUAUAGAACUUAUACAGAAACAUCAUGAGAUUAUAAUCGGCCAGUUCUUUGGACAUCACCACACUGACAGCUUUCGAAUGUUUUACAGUACAUCAGGAUCUCCAAUUAGUGCAAUGUUCCUGACUCCGGGGGUUACACCUUGGAAAACAACACUUCCUGGAGUGGUAGAUGGAGCAAAUAAUCCUGCCAUUCGGGUGUUUGAGUAUAACAACAAAACACUUUUGGUUGAGGACAUAGUGACCUACUAUUUGAACCUGACCUAUGCAAACAUUGCACAUGCCCGCUGGGAGAAGGAGUAUCGUCUGACUGAAGCAUUCAGAGUCCCAGAUGCCUCCCCUGUCUCCAUGCACCGGGUGUUGGAUCAAAUUGCACAUCAGAACUGCUACCUGCAGAAGUAUUAUGGCUUCAACUCAGUAAAUUAUGACCUGUCAGAAUGCAAUGCAGAUUGCCGUAUUGACCAUGUGUGUGCUAUGAGAGAGGUAGGCUUUGAGGCUUAUGAGCAUUGUGUGCAGAAGGAGGAAGCUUCUUCUACUGUCCCAGCAAUACUGACCAUAGUUUUUGCACUUUCUGUAAGUCUGUGGGGCAGCUAAUAAUCCUUUAAGAAGCCAUCCUUUUACAAGCAAAUCUUUGACUUUGUUUCUUCUCAUUUACUACACCAAGCCAUAUUUUUGCCAUACAAUCUCAUAUUGUUUUAAAUUAUCUGGAGGAAGAAGCAAAGACAAAUUAGAACAAUGGGUUUCUUUUUGUUUAUCAUUAGCGCAGACUAUUUCCUUAUCUUAUUUAGACCUGCACUAUAUUUACUACAUUUCUAUUAAAAUGGCAUUUUAAGAUUGUUUAUAAUUGUAUAAAAACUGUUAAAAAUACACAUACAUAUAUUUUAGAUUUUAUGACAUGAUUUUUUUCUUUACUGCAUGUUAUACAGUGC